AUGCAUUACUUGGGUAUGUUUAGUAAAGCUGGAAACAUAUUUAGGCAGCCUAGAGCGAUGCAGGCCACUAACGCAAUGUUACAGGGCAAUCUUUCUUUGACUCCUUCCAAAAUCUUUAUUGGAGGUCUCUCACAAACUACUGAUGUGGAUCUCUUGAAAGAAGUUUUUGGCAGAUUUGGAAAAAUCGUUGAUGCCAUAAUGGUAUCGGACCGUGAAACUGGUCUAUCGAAGGGGUUUGGUUUCGUAACAUAUGAUUCAAUCGAUGCUGCUAAUAACGCAAUUCAAUAUAUGCAUGAUCAGGAAAUUGAUGGGCGAAUAAUUAGAGUGGACCAAGCUGAUUCAGGAGGCGGUGGUCGUGGUGGUGGUUUUGCCAGAAGGGGAGGUUUUGGUGGUGGUCGUGGUGGAUACGGUCGUGGUGGAUUCGGUCGUGGAGGAUUUGGUCGUGGUGCUGGUGGCUAUGGCUUUGUUCGUUAA
Microthlaspi erraticum is the source of this 474-nucleotide messenger RNA. The record is from the annotation of a GenBank genome assembly. NCBI's taxonomy places the organism in Eukaryota, Viridiplantae, Streptophyta, Magnoliopsida, Brassicales, Brassicaceae.